This is a messenger RNA of Somion occarium, 3283 nucleotides long. The record is from the annotation of a GenBank genome assembly. NCBI's taxonomy places the organism in Eukaryota, Fungi, Basidiomycota, Agaricomycetes, Polyporales, Cerrenaceae.
AUACCAUUUGCUGUACUUAUUGACCGUCUGCCGCUGUUCGCAUUCAUCUUUUGACCUCACUCGAAGUUUUUUUCUUUUAGACUUCUUACAUUGAUCAAGGGGCAACUCCUUGUCCUCAUCUUGAAAGGUUGUUUGGCGAUUUCGUUGCUUGAAACUUGAUUGAUUCGGGAACUAGCCACACGAGGCCAUAGACACAAAAGGGUCACUGCGGCGCAAAACGAUAUAAAUCCGCUGCCACACGGACACUUGGCGCCUCUCCUUCGUCCACCACCCCUCAACCAUCGCCGGCUACCUCUCAACCAUCGCCGGCUACCCCUCAACCACCACCUAAGAAUAAAGGAACUCCCUUCAAAUUCACGUUAAAAGGCUUUAUAGAGUGGUGCAAUCGAUACAUCCACUACAAGGAGCUACGAAAAUUUCUCAUUCGCGAGAUGACCGGCCUAUUUGUUGGGCCCAUGCCUCCUCGCGGUUUCCUCGAAGCGUUCAUGAGGCUGAAGAUACUAAGGAAACUCAACCCUGAGGACCUGCCAGAAGUCGAUUUUUCUGAAAUCCCUCUCAAGAAGCUCGAAGUGGAAAUGUACCAACCUCUGUGCGAUGCUAUCAAUGACUCUGGCGUCUGCUCUGGCUUCAAGUUGAUUGACGUUUCGAGUUCAGUGGACGGGAAUGGCAUUCCAUUGCGCCCGGAUCUAGCAUUUGUACCAACCGAUGCUGAAGACCUCAUGGACUAUACGGUCAUGGAAUGUUUCGUCGAGGCCAAACUCCACGAUCUCGCAGAUCCCUUCUAUGGCAAUACCUUGAACAAUACUAUCGAAAAAAUGGUGGGGGAAAGCGCAGAAACCCGCGGACAGACGAUAUCCUAUGCGGCCGCGUUAUUAUCUCGUCAGCACAGAACAUUUGCAUUCUCUAUCCUCGUGUGCGGCAAGUAUGCUCGUUUCUUACGAUGGGAUCGUGCUGGAUGUAUUGUCAGCGACAGGUUUGAUUACGUCGAAGAGCCGGAUAUCUUGUUGGAGUUUUUCUGGUGCUAUGCGCGACUGACUCGCGAAGAACGUGGCUUUGACCCGACUGUGGUGCCUGCUUCUGCUGCCGAGGCCAAACUGCUCUCUGAUGCUCUAUCGCAAUACAUCAAGGAGUCCCAGCCCCGCAACGUCAGCUAUUUGCAACCGAAACCCGACUCUACCUAUCCGUUCUCCAAGAUGCUGGUUCCAACGCCGAAUGGCACUCGGGAGUUGAUCAUUGGCAAACCUUUCUGGGAUGCUGACUCUCCUUGUGGUCGAGCGACAAGGGCCUACGCUGCGUACGACAUGGUGGAAAAGAAGGUCGUGUUUGCGAAGGAUUCUUGGCGUGAUGAAGAUAAAGACAUCCUUUCGGAGGCUGUGAUCUAUGACACACUUCAGAAGAGCAACGUACCCUUUCUGCCUGAAGUCAUUGCGGCUGGCGACGUAUAUAUGAGGGUAAAGAAGAAGAAGAAGUUUCAAAGGACGCUCACACAGAGUUGGGCUGUCCGUAGCGGUAAAGCUGUAAUGUGGCGUCUACCGUGUGCGGAGUUGCGGACUCUCGUCCACUGCAGAGUCGUUCAACAACUAGCGUAUCCCCUCACGUCUGCACGCUCAUCGAAGGAGGCCGUUCAAGCUAUUCGUGAUGCACUCGAAGCUAUCAAAGUUGCAUACCACGAUGGCAAGAUUUUCCAUCGCGACAUCAGCACUGGAAAUAUCAUGAUCAGUCAAUCUGGUCGAGGAGUUCUCAAUGACUGGGAUCACGGAUUGAGGGUCAUUCUCAGAAACACUCUUAAGGCGUACCGGACGGGCACCUGGCAGUUCAUAUCUAUUCUAUUGCUCCAAAACCCCUUGAAAGGUCAUGACGUUCAUGACGACUUGGAAUCUUCUUUCUGGGUGCUACUCUACGUCUCUCUGCAUUACUUCAAACACAAUCAAGGGCAACUUAUUGAUCUCACCUUCUUCAAUGAAUGCAAAGAGCACCACGAUGGAGAGGAUGGAGACGGCGAAGUUCAUCCACUAGGGGGUCUAAAAAAGAGUGGUUUCCUCUCUCAUAGACUGAAACACAUCAAAUGGCGCUGUGCCCCAUUAAAUUCACUAAUCCACGCUUUCGGCGCACUGCUCAACGACUACCAGUACUACUACGAAAAGGCGGACGGUAACGACGACAAAAGCGCAGAGGCUCAGUUCAAGGCAAUCCAGGAACAGCUCGACCAGGUGGAUAUUGUCUUGAGUCUCUUCGACACUGCUCUUGCGUCUGAUGAAUGGCCAGAGAAUGAUGCACUACCUGACCAGUUCCCACGAAUGACUGACAAGCAGGAGGACCAGAUGAUUCAUGAUUUGAAGUCACAAGCUAUCGCUACGGCCGCAUUAGAGAAGCAAGCUGCUGCUAACCGGCGAGCUUCUCCAAUUUCGACACCAACUCGAUCUGCCCUUCCUGGAGUACGUUCCAGCGCUCGAUUAGUCCAACGGAGGGAUGAACAACUGGCUCUUACACCGGAAGCUGGGCCUUCACAACUUCUCAUGAGUUCUCGCAGUACAGUGAAGAGAACAGUCGAUGAAGUGCCUGCGGAGUUGCCAGUGUUUCGUUCCAAGCGGGCGAAGACCGCGCCGGAGCGAAGGCCUUUGAAGCGUGCACCCAAACCUCCACCUCCUGAGCGACCAGUGGCGGAGCACCGAUACCCUACACGUUCCAAGUCGAAUGGUUCCCGUCGGGGUAAUUCGCUCAAGAAGCCACAGGAGGAGGACGUCGAGAUGCAGGACGUCCGACGCCGAAACCCAAGUCGCUCGAGAACAAAGUCGAAGUCGAAGGACACACGUCGUGUUCAGGCUACCGCUAGCGAGAAGUCAACCGAGGAGAAGCGGCAAACUCGUCGAAAGGGUAGACAGCCAGUCAAGUCAACGGCAGGUAAUGGGCCCAGUCGGCCUCCACCCAAGUCUAGUACGCGUCGACCAAAUUAGGAUGACAUGUCUUUGCUCCAUUCACUGUAUACUUUUUCCUCACCGCAAGUUCUCUUCAUGUACUCGCUUAGCCUCGUGAACGUAUAUGAACAUGCUCGAAGCAGUCUUUGGCAUUGAAUACGUCACAAUGGCAGGACAUACUUAGGAACGCAUGAGUGGGGAACCAUAACAGGCCAUGUCUUCUUUGUUCGAUCAAAUACGAUAGCUUCUCGUGCAACAUUUUGCUGUCUCUAGAUCUGUAGAAGCCUCCGAGCUUUCAUUUGGUUGAAUCAUACGUUUGCCCAUUCUUCCUGACGUGCUUGACCGGUACUAGGCUGUGUAAUUACAGA